AUGGCGUUCUCUGCCCGAAGCUUUCAGCGCAGUACCAGCAGCCACUUCCAGUCUGCAGCACCCAGUGUGAGUGGUUUAACCUCCAGGAAAAUGAGCAUCCAAAAGCUUCAGGCACCCAGUGUCUAUGGGGGAGCUGGGGGCUACGGCACCCGCAUAUCUACCAGCACCAGCCACGGGCCAGGCUUCGAGGGCAGCUUACAGCUUAGUAUUACUGGUAAUGACGUGCUGCUCACCGGCAACGAAAAAUCAACUAUGCAAAAUCUAAACGACCGACUGGCUUCCUAUCUGGAGAGGGUUCGCGCUCUAGAAAAGUCAAACUCCCUGAUUGAAAAGCAGAUCAAGGAGUGGUAUGAGAAGAAUACCGUAGACAUAAGGCAUGACUACAGCUCAUACUUUAAAACCAUUGAAGAUCUCCAAAACAAGAUUAGUGCUGCACAGCUGGAAAAUGCAAGGCUUGUCCUGCAGAUUGACAAUGCCAAACUGGCUGCUGAUGAUUUUAGACUCAAGUAUGAGAAUGAACUCCUGCUCAGGCAAAGUGUCGAGGGUGACAUUAACGGACUGAUCCGAGUUCGAGAUGACUUGACUUUGACAAAGUCUGAUUUGGAGUCUCAGAUUGAAAGUGUGACUGAAGAACUCGCUUUCCUGAAGAAGACCCACGAGGAGGACAUCAGCAGCCUGCGCAAACAGGUGGGCGGCUCGGUUAACGUAGAGGUGGAUGCUGCUCCAAGUAUUGACCUUGCAACUAUCAUGGAAAAAAUGAGACACCAGUAUGAAGAAAUGGCAGAAAAGAACCGUCAAGAAGCCAAAGAACGAUUUGAGAAGCAGACAGAAGAACUGAACCAGGAAGUAAAAAUCAAUGUGGAGCAGCUGCAGACGCAACGGACAGAGAUCACCGAGCGCAGACAGAUCUUCCACGGUCUGGAGCUAGAAUUACAGUCCCAGUUUGCCAUGACAAAGUCUUUAGAAGACACUCUGGCUGAAACCGAAGCACGUUAUAGUUUCCGGCUAACCCAAAUACAGGCAGCAGUUGCCAAUUUAGAGGCUCAACUGAGGCAACUCCGAGCCGACAUGGAGGGUCAGAACAGCGAGUACACGAUAUUGCUGGAUAUCAAGACUCGCCUGGAAAUGGAGAUCGCCACGUACCGCCGUCUGCUGGAAGGAGAGGACAUCGGACAUGUCCAAGUGGAUGUAUCUACAGUAGAGUCUGAAAAAGAAUCAAGUAAAACGAGGAAGAUCAAGACAAUUGUUGAAGAAGUGGUUGAUGGCAAGAUUGUCUCCUCUCAGGUCAAAGAGAUUGAAGAGAAGGUGUAA
Molecule: messenger RNA, 1311 nt
Organism: Apaloderma vittatum (bar-tailed trogon)
Lineage: Eukaryota; Metazoa; Chordata; Aves; Trogoniformes; Trogonidae
Gene: KRT20
Product: keratin 20
Exons: 8
Coding region: 1-1311 (436 amino acids)
Molecular function (GO): structural molecule activity
Source: RefSeq, a predicted model, not a curated record